CGGCGCCAGUGCCAGUGCCAGCCGUGACUUCGGCCGUUGCGCAUCCUCCGCCCCGCUCUCCCUCGCCAGCCAUGUGGAAGGUCCUCCUCGUCGCGCUGCCUCUGGUCCUCGUCCCCUGCCGGGCAACUGGGCCGCUGGAGCAGGUUGCUGAGCAGAGCACACACACAGGAGAUCAGGAAACAAUGAACACGGAAGAACAGCGGUUUAAGUACUUGUUAUAUCAGAUCAGUGGAACCGUGCAGAAGCUAAUGACUGAACAACAAAAGUACAUCGACAAUCGCUUCGAUACUUUAACGCUGGCAAUGGAAAUGGCCUGCAGCUCCCACGCAGUUAGUCAGGUGAACGACCGAGUAGAUGUCGCGGAAACAGGAAUUGACAUGGAAAAUAUGGCCGCUGAGAUCGUGCGAAUUUUGACAGCGGUACUUCAGAGUCAGCUGUCCUCUCUGGCGACCUCCGGGGCCGUGAGCGACCUGCAGAGUAACCUGUCCUCCUUCGCCUCCAGCGUGACGGAGGAGGUCAAGCAGGCGAUCUCCAGUCUGACUUCCGAGAUAGACACGAAGAGUAAGAGUGUUGCCACAAAUAGUCAAAUCCAAGAAAUUAAGGAGCAGCUCGCCAGUGUUACAGCUUGUAGCCACAGAAAAGACUUCGACCAAGUGUUGGCAUUGCUGACAACAACCGAGGAAGACAUAGACGAUCUGGAGGAGUCUCUGAAAACGUCCUUAGCAGAGCAAAAGGCCGCGUGCCUGGGAGAGGAUGAGCACCAGGAACGCACGGCCAGCCUGGUGCAGCUGCUGGAGAGCCUGCAGGUCUCGGUGAACAGCAACGCCGACAGCAUCCGCAGCGUCGCCUCCGCUGUGGGGGGGCUGGAGGGCGAGGUCGCGGCGCGUCUCGGGGCCCUCGAGGAGCUGGCCGAGAAAAUCAACAACAACACGCUGCUUCCUCCGCCUCCUCCGCCCCCUUCCACCACCACCACAACCACAACCACCACGACCCCGCGACCCACCACCACAACAACAGCCUCGAUCAGCCCCUGCCUCGACAGCACCUUCGUCGGUUGCGGUGUGCGAUGCUGGAUGUGUGUGACGCCGCAGUCCGCUUCAAGAAGUGUCGGCUGGACUUCGUGGCGUACCACUGCUGCCGCUCCUGCACGGACGCCGGGAUGAUCGCCGAAAUGGGGCCGCACCGCUACCUCGCCUUCGACAGGAAAGUGUCCAUCCUGAAGGCCCUGCAGAUCAUGAGGCCGUAGAGGGCGCUCCGCUGUUUUCUUUCUUUCUUUCUUUUCUUUCUUUCUUUUUUGUCCUUGUUUUUCUUUUUAUCUCACUCCGAUCCUUUGAGCUCUUGUAGUAGCCUGACAUCCGAUUUGAUUUAAUAAUGGACUCUAAAAUUGACCACGGUUAUUCCGGUGAUUUAAUGUAUAAUAGCAACUUGUAUGCUCCCCUAAAUAAAAAAAAAUGGUAUAUUGAUAUACGUAUUAUGUAUCAGUAUAUAAAUGUGAUAUAGGGGCCAACAUAUUUCACUUUUAUUUCUCAUUUUGUAUAUGUCAAAUAAUCAAACAUGUAUAUCUUCAAUAACAUGCGGAAAAAUAUAAAUACCUUUUGUGCGACUGUGCUGUAUGUAAAUAACCAUAAUAGAGACAUUUAGCUAACACCCUUUACGAAAUAACGUAAGGUUAUCCGUAGUGAAACACAUGCUAAACAAAUUGUAAAUAAGGAAACGAAGGGAAAAGAUAGAAAGAAGUGAAUAACACGAUAAUCCAGAAUACCUUUUUCCUGUAUUACUUCUUCGGGGCAUGAAGGGGCAAUGCAGCGAGAAAGGUCUUCGGGAAAUGCGUGUUUCUUCAUACUGCACCCUCGAAGGCGAGUAUUAUAUGUGCGAGUAAUUCCCCGAAUAGAAGUGAAAUGACUACUUCGAUAUCACUUCUUUGUUCCACUCACGCAAUUCUUAUGAAUAUGUCGUAGGACCAAUUAUACAUCAUGCAAAAUGGAA
This is a messenger RNA of Penaeus vannamei (Pacific white shrimp), 1986 nucleotides long. RefSeq lists its product as uncharacterized. Lineage: Eukaryota; Metazoa; Arthropoda; Malacostraca; Decapoda; Penaeidae. The record is from RefSeq and is a predicted model, not a curated record.